Molecule: messenger RNA, 3624 nt
Organism: Entamoeba invadens IP1
Lineage: Eukaryota; Evosea; Mastigamoebida; Endamoebidae
Product: Rho/RAC guanine nucleotide exchange factor, putative
Exons: 2
Coding region: 1-3624 (1207 amino acids)
Molecular function (GO): GTPase activator activity; protein binding; guanyl-nucleotide exchange factor activity
Source: RefSeq, a predicted model, not a curated record
AUGUCAUUCACUGACACCGAAGAGCAGCUUUUAAUGGAGUGGGUCCGUCGCCGUCUUCCAAAAUCCCAAAUAUCAGACAUUACCGUUGAUUUUCGUGAUGGAUCUGCACUUUUAGAACUUGCCGCUUCUUUGACAAAAGCUGCUGUUCCAAAGAUACAACCUGCAACAAACAUGAAAGGAAGAAUCCAUAACAUUGAACAGGCACUUAAUAUGAUUUCUGGGAAAUACGGAGCAUUUGAUGGAGUUUCAGUCCAUUCCAUAGCUAGUGGUAAUAAAGAUAACACCCUUAGUUUACUCAAUUGGGUGAAAAGGAUGAGGGAGUUUGACAAACAACGCCACAAACAGCAGAACACCAAGAUUCGAAAAGACUUACAGAGAUUUGAUAAGAAAACAAAGGACCUUCAAACGGCGGAAAAUUUUUCGAUAGUCGAAAAAGACCCACGUGGAGUCGCUGGAAGAAAACGAGCGUUUACCACGAAAAAGGGAUACAUCGAAGUGUUAAAAACAACAAAAGCAGUUUCACAAAAAGAGAUGUUGAAAGAAGAGAUCUCAAGAGAGCGUUCGUACUCUCUUCUGAAUCCAAUCAACACGAAACCACAACACGAGAAAAAGCAUCUCCGCAAAGAAAGUAAGUAUCAAAAUGUUUCUUGUGUAAUCGAACAAACAGCACUGGACAAUAUCAAAAAGGGGAGUCAAGGCAAACAGAAAUCUCAUAAUACUAAGAAGGCUGAAAAAGUCUAUUCACAAAUUACACCAAAGAAAAAGGAAGUCAACAACAGCGUUACAAACACAUGUAAUACAAAAGAAGAACAAGAACAAAUCACUUUAAAAUAUGUGGAGAACAUUGAAAACGACCAGAAGAGAGAGAAAAGAGAAUAUCCAAUUGUGAAGGAGAGGGUGAGAGAAACACUAAAAAGAGAAGAACAAAAACAAGAGAAACCAAAGAGCGGAGUACCUCCGUUGCCAAUGUUUGUGAAGAGAAGGACAACAACUUGCUUAACACAAAAGGAAACGUGUGAUGGGAGUGUUGAGAAAUCGACAGAAAGAACUGUUCUAUCUCCAAGAAGAACACCAGUCUCGUUGGAAAGACCUGUUAUUGAACAAAGAAAGGCAGGAACCGUUUCGAGAGAAUUUUUAAAUGAAAGGGACACGGGAGAAAUACUUUCUGAUAGAACAAUGAACUUGAGCUCAGACAAAUUAACAUUGAGUAAUUCACCUUCACCGAGACUCGAAGAUGACGGCAUUAACAGAAAUCGUACGGAGUCAUUCACUGUCCCGUGCUUGCCUCGGCCACUUGAGAAAGAAAAGACCCCUCUGCCAGAGGAGGAGAUUCCACCAGAAAGUAUCACUGACGCAAAUUCAGAUGAAGAGACGUUUAUCGAGUUUGAUGAAGACGAGUUGAUGGAAUGCUAUGUUCCCAAUGCAAUUCGAGAGGAGAAGAUGAAAGAACGAGGACUUGAGACGGAGAGUAAAGAGUGUGGAGACAUCAAGGAACUCACCAAGAAUGUGUUUCUGUUAAAAGGAGUCUACCACGUAGUCACUGAUGUGAAGGGGGGUGAGAAAGUCUUAGAGCCCCUCGACUUAUCAACAAAGAGUGUUGUGUGUUGCAUUCAAGCCCUUUUGAGGAAGAGAAUGGACAUGGAAUUCUUUAAGAAUGGGCUUGACCUCCAGAAUAAGCGAAUUGCUCAAAUGACCCAAAAGGUGAAAGAGAAUGAAGGAGGUGUAGUGAUGCUUCAAGCCCUCAUCAGAGGGCAUUUUGUGAAGAAGCAGCGAUUCUUUGUGAAGGUGAAAAAACUGAAAAUGGCGGUGAAAGAGAUAUAUGACACCGAGAAGAAGUAUGUGGAAGACCUUAAAAUCAUUCAACGGAUGAUCCAAACCACCGUUGAGAUGAAGUACCACGUUGACAUAGUGAACCAAGCUCAACUAAUCAUUGACAUGAUGAUCAAAUGCAACAACGUGUUACUUGAAGACAUGGGAAGUGUUAUGAAAGACGACAGAUUGGGGAGGGGAGUGAAUGCUGCGUUUGUUAAGUUCACGUCUUAUUUGACGUAUUAUACCACUUAUAUGAAUAUCUACUUCCCAUUAAAAGACUUUUAUGAGAAUGCAAAUAACACGGAACUGGUCACUAAAAUCUCGGUCGAGGUACUUGGCAAAACAAAACCAGACAACUACUUGAUCCGGCCAAUUCAACGUCCGCCACGCUAUAAACUGUUACUGGAAGCCGUGCUUGAAUCGCUCCCAACGUGGUGGAAAAAGGAGAGAAAAGAAUUGAAGAUGAGCACUGCGAAGUUGCGCGAAGUCAUAUUCAAACUCAAUUCUUAUAUGAAGACAAACACGGAACAUAAAGAAGUCGACAAGUUGUUGAGUAAAUUAACGUUCCCGAGACGGUUUAAAUUGGGGAAGGACGCGGAGAAGAGGGUUGUGUUUCAGGGUUUUCUGAAACGCGUUGAUAAAGAGAAGGACGAAGAGUUCUGCUGCUUUUUACUGCCGGAUUACCUCUUUAUGGCGAAGAUCAGGAGAGACGAAGUGGGGGAUGUCCCCAGUGAAACGCUUGAGAAUAAGGUUAAGGUGUAUCAUGUCAUUGACACGCGAGAGUUGACACUGAUGGAUGUUCCAACCAACGAAAGUGAGUUUUGUAUAAUCAUUCCGGGGAAGAGUUUUCGACUGCGAGCGGAGAACGAGAACGACAAGAUGACGUGGAUGCACCAAAUUGAUGGAAUUUUUUCGAAACAGCAACAAACGAUAUUGACGAGGAUGCAACAACUGCAGAAGAAGGACAAAACGGUGGAAAAAGAGAAUUUAAAUAUCAGCGAGUAUUUGAUCCAUCCCGAAUAUGAGGAGGACAUCUACUAUUUUGAUGUGGCGACGGAUCAGUGGGAGAAAUUCUAUAUGAUGUUACAUGGAGCUGCGCUGUGUCUGUUUUUGAGCGAAGAGGAGGCCGCGGAGUUGAAACAACCGACGUUGGUGUUUGACAUUCUUGAGUUGAGAUUCAACGCCCUCCAAGUGUCGACACGGAAGUACUCGUUUGAGGUCAGCUACAAAAGUUAUACAUACAUCUUCGCAACGACGAGCAAUCACUGCAAAUUCAUGUGGCUGUAUAUGCUGAGAAACGCAUUUUAUAAGAACUGUAAGAUGCACAUGGACUUGCACGCGUUUACAGUGAAUUUGUGUCGAACAGACGUUCUGAAGACUUGGACUUGCUUUGAUGAAAUAGAGAAGAAGCCAAACAACGAAAACUACAAAUACCUCCGAGUCAUGCUGUUACAGCCACAUAACCAAGUGUGUGCGGACUGCGGGAAGCCAGUCAGUUAUGCAGACAUCGACUAUGGGGUGUUUAUAUGUGAAUCGUGUGCGUUGGUUCAUGUUACUUGUAAACACGUCAAGAGAACGUUUGACUGUGUGUUGCCGUUUUGUAAACUUUUGAAUAUUCCGUUUGCUGCAUUGGUCCAAUUGCAUGAAUUUGGGAAUUUGAGAGGAACUAUUUUGUAUAGUUUAAAAACAGAGCAGACUGUGGCGAAACCGUUGAAUGGGGUUGAGAACUCUGAUGUGAAACGGAAAUGGAUCCAAGCGAAGUAUAGAAUGCCGAAUAUCUCUGUCUUUGAUUUUACACCCAUUGAUAAUUAG